Pangasianodon hypophthalmus (striped catfish) is the source of this 2611-nucleotide messenger RNA. It is a transcript of the gene gpt, whose product is annotated as glutamic--pyruvic transaminase. Bases 143 to 1735 code for a protein of 530 amino acids. NCBI's taxonomy places the organism in Eukaryota, Metazoa, Chordata, Actinopteri, Siluriformes, Pangasiidae. Gene Ontology annotation, molecular function: pyridoxal phosphate binding; L-alanine:2-oxoglutarate transaminase activity. Gene Ontology annotation, biological process: biosynthetic process. The transcript has 11 exons. The record is from RefSeq and is a predicted model, not a curated record.
GUGCAGUUUUGUAGCCCGUCCGCGUGAGCAGCAUGUUAAUCGAGUCGUGCUUCUGUUACAAGCUUGCAGCUCAUUUGAGUUAAUUACGCAAGAAUAUUUAAAAACAAACAUACAAACAAACAAAAACAAACGUGCGCCAGCAAUGUUGCCGUGCACAUGCGGGGGAGCAGGAGUGCGCCGUGUGACGAGGUUUUCUCCCCUCUCUCCUCUGGGGUCUCUCAUCAGAACUUUCUCUGCAGGUCAGAGCCGACUCGUGUGGGUGAAGAUGGCCCAGAAUGAGGCUCUCAGCCAGCGCAGGAAGGUGCUCACCAUCGACACGAUGAACGCCAACGUGAAGAAGGUGGAGUACGCGGUGCGGGGACCCAUCGUGCAGCGCGCAGUGCAGCUGGAGAAGGAGCUGAGAGAGGGGGUGAAGAAACCCUUUGACGAGGUGAUCAGAGCUAACAUCGGAGAUGCCCAUGCCAUGGGACAGCAACCCAUCACCUUCUUCAGACAGGUCUUGGCAUUGUGCUUGUAUCCAGACCUGCUAGAUGAUAACAAGUUUCCUGACGAUGCCAAAGAUCGUGCACAGCGCAUUCUGAAGGCCUGUGGAGGGAGCAGUAUCGGCUCAUACUCUGCGAGUCAGGGUAUCGACUGCAUUAGACAAGACGUCGCCCGCUACAUCGAGCGUCGUGACGGCGGCAUCUCUUGUGACCCGGACAACAUCUAUCUGACCACAGGCGCCAGUGACGGCAUCGUCACCAUGCUGAAGUUGCUGACAGCAGGUGAGGGUCGCACCCGUACAGGUGUGAUGAUCCCGAUCCCUCAGUAUCCUCUGUACUCGGCUGCGAUAGCUGAGCUGGGCGCUGUGCAGAUUAACUACUACCUGAACGAGGAGAAGUGCUGGAGUCUGGACAUCACUGAGCUGCAGCGCUCCCUACAGGCCGCCCGAGAGCACUGCAACCCCCGAGUUCUGUGCAUCAUCAACCCAGGCAACCCAACAGGGCAGGUACAGAGCAGGGAGUGCAUUGAGGACGUGAUCCGAUUCGCUGCCAAGGAACAUCUCUUCCUGAUGGCUGAUGAGGUGUAUCAGGAUAAUGUAUAUGCCGAGGGUUGUGCCUUCCACUCUUUUAAGAAGGUGUUAUUUGAGAUGGGCCCUGAAUUCUCCAACACAGUGGAGCUGGCCUCGUUCCAUUCCACCUCCAAGUGUUACAUGGGAGAGUGCGGUCUACGAGGCGGAUAUAUGGAGGUGAUAAACAUGGACCAGGAGGUGAAGGCUCAGCUCACUAAGCUGGUGUCUGUGCGUCUGUGUCCUCCUGUGCCAGGUCAAGCACUCAUGGCCCUGGUCACCAACCCUCCACAUCCUGGAGAGCCAUCACACGCUCAGUUCAUCAAGGAGCGCACGGCCACGCUGAAUGACCUGGCACAGAAGGCCAAGCUGACUGAGGACAUUCUGAACACAGUGCCUGGGAUCAGGUGCAACCCCGUGCAGGGGGCGAUGUACUCGUUCCCUCGCAUCAUACUGCCUGAGCGAGCUGUAAAGGUGGCCAAGGAGAACGGCCAGGACCCAGAUAUGUUCUAUUGUAUGAAGCUCCUGGAGGAGACGGGGAUCUGUUUGGUCCCCGGCAGCGGGUUUGGGCAAAAAGAUGGAACCCAUCACUUCAGGAUGACCAUCCUACCACCGGCUGAUAAACUCAAGAUUCUGCUCAAUAAAGUGAAAGAGUUCCAUCAGCAAUUCACCAAGCAGUACUCUUAACACCUCCUCUCAACUUUCUCAACACAGUUGACCAGCCAAGUGCCUAAACCUGCCAUCUUCUCCAGACACAACCCAAUGGACAUCAGCCAUUAAUAUGCAUUUCUGACUCCUGAAGUGUAAAUCCCAUUUUCAUAAACUGGUUUUUGCACGCUGAUGUACCGAUGGAUAACCAUAAGGGUUAGAUUAUUAGCACUACACGCUAAAAGAAAGUUUACUUUCUAAUAGUCUGAUAUAUGAAAUAGUUGAAAUGUGGCUGUGUAUGGAAAAUGGGGUGUGUGUGUGUUGGUUAAGGGACUUAUAGCCAAGUAAUUACCACUGGACAAAGCCUAGUCUUGCACUGGUAUAAUUAAAGUAGAAUAUAAUAUUAAAUCUUUAUCCUGUUUAUAUAGAUGUCUUAAUGAUUUUAAUUUGGAAUAGAUCAGAUAAUGUCACAGUAAAUGGUGUGGUUUCUCGUUUCCUUUCGAGUGCAACACAACCCCGUGACCACGGGAGGGCACACUCACCUUGACCGAAUCAUUGUACUGUUCAUAACAAUGGCAACUUUUUAAAUCUUUGCAUUUUAAAGCAUUUGCAGGUGAGAUGGUCACAUAGACCUCACAAUAUUCUGUCUGUUUUACUGUAUUCUGUCUAUCCAAGUGGUGAUUUCUUAGUUGGAGGAGGACAAAAAGGUCAGUGUAAUCAGAGGAAGACAAAGAGAGAGAGAGAGAGAAGAGGAAAGAAAUAAGUAGGGAAAUUAGAAAGUAGAAAAAGAAAAUGGGAGGAAGAGGUGAAAAAAUGCAAAGAGUAGGAAAAAAAACCCUAACAUUUCCAUUUUAAAAAUGUGCUUUAUAUAUUUUUAAAAUACUAAAUCAAUAAAAUAAAAAUAUGAAUAAAUUA